GUCGUUGGGCAUGGUAAACCUCCUCGUCGCGAUACGGACGCUGUGGGCAUCCGCGCAGAGUCGCCUGAAUUGGAAGACGUAUGCUCUUCUGUGCAUCCUUGCAUCGUCAGGCUUGUUGCGUCGUUCAGUAGCAUGGAAGCCCCAGCCGACCCUUCUCUUUAGCACGUUUCUUCGGCAUGCCGCGGAAAACAACGUGCGGCAGGUGUCGCUCGCGUCCGACUUCUUUCUGGUCUCGCUCAAGCAAGGCAUGCAGAAUGGUGUCGUCACAUACAGAAUCCUCGUACCACCCCUAACCGACCAAUCGUACAUAUUGGACAUCCUUCGAAAGCACGGAGUUGAGUUUGGCACGAUGCGACCCUCGUGGCUCAAGCGUUCGCUGCCCAUGCUUCUCACCGCCAUUCCCUUGAUAUAUUUGGCCUUGACCUAUCGCAUGCUUCAAGGAUUGGUUGGUGGUGGCGGCGGUAAGGAUGGCGUCGCGAAAGAUGGCAUCACCCGCGGCAAGCUCAAGUCGUCGUCGACGCAGCAGCGCAUCUCGUUUGCUGACAUUGCCGGCAUCGACAACGCCAAGUUGGAACUCGAGGAAAUCGUGGAUUUCCUCAAACACCCGACGCGAUACGACGCGAUUGGCGCGAAAAUGCCCAAGGGCGUCCUCUUGUGUGGCCCGUCGGGUACCGGCAAGACCCUGUUAGCCCGCGCGGUGGCGGCGGAAGCAGGCGUCGCCUUCCUCUUCUGCUCCGCGUCCGACUUUGUAGAGAUGCUGGUGGGGCGCGGGGCGUCGCGGGUCCGAGAUUUGUUCACACAGGCAUCUCAGCAUGCAAAAUGUAUCAUCUUUAUCGAUGAAAUCGAUGCCCUGGCCAAGGCCCGAGGGGGGUUGAACUCGAACGACGAGCGCGAACAAACGCUGAACCAGCUGCUUACUGAAAUGGACGGCUUUGAAGGGCACACAGAGGGCGUGCUCGUGAUUGCCGCCACAAACCGACCGCAUGUACACAAGUGUGUUUGGUGGAUUGUCAGCCAUUCAUUUCGUCUGGGGACGAUCGUAGGUGCUGGACCCGGCUUUGCUUCGACCUGGCCGCUUUGACCGCCACGUGUUCGUGGGCCUGCCAGACGCCGCCGGUCGGGAGGCUAUCUUGAGAGUGCACACCAAGCGCAUCCGACUGGACGCGUCCGUGAGCCUCGCGGCCCUCGCGCGCCAUCCGCAGCUCGAAGGCGCGUCCGGUGCCGCCCUCGCGUGUCUCGUCAAUGAAGCGGCGCUCAUGGCCGUGCGAACCAACGACACGGUGGCCAAGAUGAAGCACUUCGAAUUGGCCGUGGCCCGAGCAGCAGCCAGCGCCACGUCUGACAGACAGUACCAGUAAUAACAAGAGAUACAUAUGCACA
Messenger RNA from Aphanomyces astaci, 1380 nucleotides. RefSeq lists its product as hypothetical. Gene Ontology annotation, biological process: proteolysis. NCBI's taxonomy places the organism in Eukaryota, Oomycota, Saprolegniomycetes, Saprolegniales, Verrucalvaceae. Gene Ontology annotation, molecular function: ATP hydrolysis activity; ATP binding; ATP-dependent peptidase activity. Bases 11 to 1081 code for a protein of 356 amino acids. The record is from RefSeq and is a predicted model, not a curated record. The transcript is spliced from 7 exons.